ACAGUUUCGGUUUUUGUGUAAAUACGGAUGAGGAAUGUUGGCAAUGCCUGGAUCACUUUAGAGGGGUCUCAGAAAUCACGGAAAGCAGCAGCGUGCUCUUGCUACUACACCGAUUUCUUUCUGAAUUAUUCACGUACUGUCUGGAUAAGUAGAUAGAGCCUUAGAAAAUUUUAUGAGAAAGUUGUGUGUUAUAUGGAGACCAAAGCUAAUCGGAAAUGAAGAACAGUCACGUAAACAUGGAUCGGUGUAAUCCAGCCAAUGGGUGUAAGAAGUUUAAACGAAAGGUUCAGGAUUCUGUUAAACGCGAGGAAAAGAGAUCACAUGGCUUUAAAAAAAACUUCAACUCAGUGGGACAUUUGGUGAGCGAAGUUUAUGGAACAACACGUGAAAAGAAGUUACAGCCUUUUCAUCCAGCUGAAGAAUACAUACGACAACCGGACAUUUUAAAUACAGCUCUUGACAUGAAAAUGUAUACUUUGCCAUCACUGACUAGGAAUGAAACGGAAACACCAUCGUGGUCAAUUUCAAAAACACCAGUUAAAAACAGAAACGACACAGCAUCCGUAGAAGUUUCAGUCUUCGACAAUCAGCAAGCAUUUUCAAGAAACUGCCCUCCACAAUCACGUAUUCUGUUGUGCAAACGCUCUGAAAUGUCUUUCUGCUCGACCUCUCGCGGUUCAUACCUCCAUAACAGUGUUGACCCUACCGACUCAGUUAUUAGGAAACCAUCUGAAGAGCAAUCGGCUGGCGUUGUCACAGAGAUCAAAGCAAUUCAGCAGACAAGAAGACUCCUAGCAAAUGCUAGAGAGAGGACCAGGGUCCAUACAAUCAGUGCCGCAUUUGAAGCUCUACGAAAGCAGGUGCCUUGCUACUCCUAUGGACAGAAGCUUUCCAAGCUGGCUAUAUUAAGAAUUGCUUGCAACUAUAUCCUGUCACUGGCACAACUUGUGGAUCUGGAUUAUACACCAGACCAUAGCAACAUGAGUUUCCGAGAGUGUGUUGAGCAGUGCACCCGAACCUUGCAGGCUGAGGGUCGUGCCAAGAAGAGAAAGGAAUAAAAUGAAGACUCUGGCUUAGAAGAAAGAAGAACUUCACCACAGAAUGUUUAAGACAAGGACAUAAUCUACACUGAUGCAUCUUUACACUUGAAGUGUUAUGUCACAAAAAAUUAUAUAUAUAUAUAUAUAUAUAUAUAUAUAUAUAUAUAUAUAUAUAUAUAUAUAUAUACAUACACACACACACUGUGUGCACAAUUAUUAGGCAAGUUGUAUUUUUGAGGAUUACUUUUGUUAUUGUACAACUAUAGUGCUCUUGGUCAAUCCAAAAUGUUAACAAACCCUCAGACCUGAAAAUUUAAGUAGUAAAAGUAAGUUUUGGCUUUCUUAAGAGAUAUAGUACACCGUUAUUAGGCAACUAUUAGUGUGCAGAAUUAUUCAUUCAUUCAUUUUCUACCGCUUAUCCGAACUACUCGGGUCACGGGGAGCCUGUGCCUAUGUCAGGCGUCAUCGGGCAUCAAGGCAGAAUACACCCUGGACAGAGUGCCAACCCAUCGCAGGGCACACACACACUCUCAUUCACUCACGCAAUCACACACUACAGACAAUUUUCCAGAGAUGCCAAUCAACCUACCAUGCAUGUCUUUGGACCGGGGGAGGAAACCCCCGAGGCACGGGGAGAACAUGCAAACUCCACGCACGCAAGGCGGAGGCGGGAAUCGAAACCCCAACCCUGGAGGUGUGAGGCGAACGUGCUAACCACUAAGCCACCGUGCCCCCCGUGCAGAAUUAUUAUGCAACUAAAUAAAAAACAAAGAUUUUCUUAUCUCACUUUUCACCUGUUAAAGUGACAAUAAUAAACAAACUCAAUUUACAAAUAAACAUUUCUGAAAUUUCAAAAAAA
Tachysurus vachellii is the source of this 1899-nucleotide messenger RNA. It is a transcript of the gene atoh8, whose product is annotated as atonal bHLH transcription factor 8. The record is from RefSeq and is a predicted model, not a curated record. Bases 216 to 1058 code for a protein of 280 amino acids. The transcript is spliced from 3 exons. Lineage: Eukaryota; Metazoa; Chordata; Actinopteri; Siluriformes; Bagridae. Gene Ontology annotation, molecular function: DNA-binding transcription factor activity; protein dimerization activity.